Molecule: messenger RNA, 1064 nt
Organism: Pleomassaria siparia CBS 279.74
Lineage: Eukaryota; Fungi; Ascomycota; Dothideomycetes; Pleosporales; Pleomassariaceae
Source: the annotation of a GenBank genome assembly
GCACAGCAUCCCCUCUUCUUAUAUACCCUUCAAUCACUCACUCACUCUUUCUUUUCUUCCAUACCCCGAAUCAAAGAACCAUAACCUUCAUUCACACUUUUCCCCCUACAUAUAUAUAUUCACAUAUAUAUAUCAUUGGUAAGAUCUUCCCCCGCAACCACCACAACUCCACAGUACCCAGUCUCGCAACAAACAGCACUCAGUCUCUCUCUCGCAACAAACAGCUAGCCACCACCAUCACCACCACCUUACACGAACUCGUUGCUCGGCACUCGUAUCUCGUAUACAACAACAACAACAUCACCAUGUCUGGCGGCCAAACCCCGGAACCCCGGCUUUACAUCAUGGGCAUCGGCGAUGGCUUUAAAUGGGGCAAUACCCCCUCCGAGCAUGACAAUGAUCCUUAUUAUCGUAAAGAUAACGUCAAAUGCGAGGGAGAUGCAUAUACAGCACGCUCGAAGGAGUUGGUGGGUGAGUCUUCGUCUGCUGCCUCUGCGGAUGAUGGGGGGAAGUUGAUUGAUGCGUCUUCGUCUGCCUCUGUGAAUGACCGCGAGGAGACGAGGCAAGCAGCGACGGGGGACAGACAGGGGAGUGUAAGGGGGGGAGGAAGUGAAGAUGCGGGGAAGAUCAAGUUCAGACCCGAUGCUACGGAUUUCAAACCGGGCAUGGGUGAGCAUCACAGGAUCGGUCCGAAGGUCGAGGGCGAGCACGAUGCUUCUUAAGGGGGGGGGGGGGGGGGGGGGGGGGGGGGGGGGGGGGGGGGGGGGGGGGAGCUGUUGUGGACUCCGAGGAGAUGUCAAGGGCAUUCAUCGAAUAUCUUGCCAUUGUAAUCGUAUAUCACCACCCAGUGUGGACAGGACAGGACAGGACAGGACAGGACAGCAGCAAAGGCGGAAUGUGUGCUCUUGUCCCCCGGUGUUCGACCACGGGAACGGGAGGAGGAACGGAAGGGAAGAUUUAUUCUUCGCUGUUCAAGUGCCACCUGGAUAUAUGUCUGUUGGAGAUAUACACACCUUCACGAUUUUUCUAUAUAUAUUAUCACUACUACUACUACUUCUUUUGCC